Ananas comosus (pineapple) is the source of this 2746-nucleotide messenger RNA. RefSeq names its product U3 small nucleolar RNA-associated protein 25. The record is from RefSeq and is a predicted model, not a curated record. NCBI's taxonomy places the organism in Eukaryota, Viridiplantae, Streptophyta, Magnoliopsida, Poales, Bromeliaceae. The transcript is spliced from 25 exons. Gene Ontology annotation, cellular component: small-subunit processome; nucleolus. Gene Ontology annotation, molecular function: rRNA binding; U3 snoRNA binding. The coding region runs from base 314 to 2524 and encodes 736 amino acids. Gene Ontology annotation, biological process: maturation of SSU-rRNA from tricistronic rRNA transcript (SSU-rRNA, 5.8S rRNA, LSU-rRNA).
AAAAAAAAAAAAAAAAAACCGCUCGAUAUAUCGCCCACCUCCCCAAAACAAAACAAAAAAUCACUCGAUCAAAAAGGUUCCGCCCUAACGUCUCACCCCUGCCGCCGACCCCAGCCCGGCGCCAUCCCUUCCCUUCCGGCCGCUCGCCGAACGCCAUCGGAAGCCCCUGCGAGGCCACAUCAAAGGUCGGGUUCUUUGCUCUUCAGAAAUCAGAACCCUCCUCGUCGCCUCUUCCGCUUCCGCUUCCGCUUCCGCUUCCGCUCUCCAACGGUGGAUCGGUAAUCUGGUGGUUCUUUACAAACCAGGACUGAAUAUGCAUAAAACUAAGCUAAUAAAAGAACCUAUGAAGGAAUCAAGAAGGACAGUUUUUCCUGAUGAUAAGUGGGCAACAGGCGCUUCAUCAUCAUCCUCUUCGGGGCUCUCUGCUGAAGAAUAUAUUGAUUCUGCUGUUCCGGAGGACUAUGAUGUUGGGGAUUUGUCAGUAUUUGACAGUUUGUUGAAGGCAUUGGCAUCGGAUAAGAAGAAACUCAAGGCCUUGGACCGAAAGAGACAAAGAGAACAAGAGGGUAGAAAAGUUGAGGCAGGCAGACAGCGCACUCUAAAAUCUGCCAAAUUGUAUGAGGAAGAAGAUGUUGGUAAAGAAGGUAGUAGUGAAUCUAGUCUGGCAGAUAAUGCAGGAGAUGAUCUACAGGGAGACCAGGUAGCCGAUGCUUUGGACCUGUCUGAGGAUGAUGACACAGAAAAUGAGGAUGAAGCCUCGGAUGGAGAUGAAUCAGAACAGCAAGAUGGCCUUCAGGAUAUUGCUAAUGGAAAGGAGAGCUCAAGUUUUUAUCGUCACUUGGGGCAUAUUCUUACAAAGGAAGAGGCCAAUGAGUUGAUGAAACAGAAAUGGACGUUUAAAUGGGAGUUGCCUGCUGGUGACAUGCAAAUGUCCAAAUGGGUGGGGACAGGAGAACCAAUUUCGAAGGAACAUGGCAGCAAUAUAGCUUGUGAGCUCAAGGAUAAGUUGUACAACCAUUGGCAAAAUAUCUACAAGACUUCUAGAUCCAAUGAUUUUAACUCUUCUAGGGAAAGUUUCUUCUUUUCACUUUGCAGCACUUAUCGAGACAUUAUGCAUUGCAACAAGAGGCCAUUCUAUCUCAAAGGCAGCAAAGAGGAUUCAAGUAUUAUGGACGCAUAUAUUAUGCAUGCUUUAAAUCAUGUUUAUAGGACAAGAAAUCUUGUGCUUAAAAAUGAUGCAAAAAUUUCCAAACACGGAGAACUUAAAGAGGAAGAGAUUCUAUGUGAUGAUUGCUAUCUUGAUCAAGGUUUUACUCGUCCAAAGGUUGUUAUUUUGUUGCCACUUGCAAGUAUUGCAUUACGUGUCGUGAAGAGGCUAAUUCAGCUUACUCCGCUCUCAAGCAGGGCCAAUGUGGGGCAUCUCAAUCGUUUUACUGAAGAAUUUGGAGCCGAGGAUGUUGAAGAUGCUGAUGAUGAGGAUGAGAAUUCAAAAUCUAAAAAGCAUCCAAAACCGGCGGACUUUACAGCCCUAUUCAAUGGAAAUAACAAUGAUCACUUUGUGCUGGGGAUAAAGUUUACCAAGAGAACCAUAAAACUGUACAGUGACUUUUAUUCUUCAGACAUAAUUGUUGCAUCUCCUCUUGGAUUGGUCACUAAAAUCGGGGAAACCGAGUUUGAUAAGGAGAAAGAUGUCGAUUACCUAUCGUCAAUUGAGGUUGUGAUCGUAGAUCAUGCAGAUGUAAUAUCCAUGCAGAAUUGGGUCCAUGUGAAUACCGUCUUUGAACAUCUAAAUCGUACACCAUUGAAACAGCAUGGUACCAAUAUGAUGCGCCUUAGACCAUGGUAUCUGGAUGAGCAUGCACGUUUUUAUCGGCAAACAAUUCUUCUGGGUUCAUAUCUUAAUCCAGAUAUGAAUGCUCUGUUCAAUCGAUUUUGCGUUAAUUAUGAGGGGAAGGUAAAACUGUUAACUGAGUUCAAAGGUGUUCUUCCUAAGAUACUCCUCCAAGUACGGCAAGUUUAUAAGCGAUUUGAUGUGUCCUCAAUAAUUGAUGCUGAUGAUGCCCGUCUUGAUUACUUUUGCAAGAAGGUUUUUCCGAAGAUUAGGGAUUCUAUUGAGGGUGGAGUCUUGCUAUUUAUUAGCUCAUACUUUGAAUUUGUCCGCAUAAGGAACUUCUUGAAAUCUCAGAAUGCUUCUUUCUGUUUGCUUGGGGAGUACACAAAGCAAAGUGAUAUAUCUCGUGCACGCAUUUGGUUUUUUGAAGGCAAGCGAAAGAUCAUGCUGUACACUGAAAGGGCUCAUUUUUACCAUAGAUAUAAGAUUCGUGGGAUAAAGAAUUUAAUCAUUUACUCUCUUCCGGAGAGGAAGGAGUUCUAUCAUGAGAUCAUCAAUGCGCUUGAUGGAACCAACAUGAUGUGCAGUGUCCUUUUCUCCCGUUUUGAUCAGCUUAAGUUGGAAAGAAUAGUGGGAACUUCUUCGGCCAAAAGAAUGCUGUCCUCAGAUAAAGAUAUGUUUGUGUUUUGUUGAGACCAGGAGCUGCGAUCAGAUAAACUUAUGUAGAGUAUCUGUGGGUCAAUUCAUUACCUACAGAGAUGCAAUUUUGUAACUUUAUUCAUAAUUAUAAUUAGAGACUUGUCAAGAACGGCAGGAAUAUUCUUGUCCUAAAUAUUUGUGUUCCGCUAACAAAUGCUUCUAAAUUUACUAAAUUAUCUGCGUAAUUUGAUGGCCUAGAAGGUAUUUAUUGAGUAA